Molecule: messenger RNA, 1084 nt
Organism: Ochlerotatus camptorhynchus
Lineage: Eukaryota; Metazoa; Arthropoda; Insecta; Diptera; Culicidae
Gene: Dhdds
Product: Dehydrodolichyl diphosphate synthase subunit
Exons: 2
Coding region: 132-1076 (314 amino acids)
Biological process (GO): polyprenol biosynthetic process
Cellular component (GO): endoplasmic reticulum; dehydrodolichyl diphosphate synthase complex
Molecular function (GO): ditrans,polycis-polyprenyl diphosphate synthase [(2E,6E)-farnesyl diphosphate specific] activity
Source: RefSeq, a predicted model, not a curated record
GAAAACUGCACUUCCAAAUCGACACAAACCAGCUCAGCUCGCAGUUUAUUUGGGCUAAACCCCGCCGGGAUCAGUGUUUGGACCGAGUUUAGUUCCAUCGAUAGUGGUCAGUGGAUGAGAAUUGAACGAAUAUGACGUCAGCGGUAUCACCCACUUCGGACUGGGUGCGGGAAAGUAAUCUGCUCUGGUACCACCGCUGGAUCAUCAAAGUGCUGAAGGGUGGUCCGAUCCCGCAGCAUGUUGCAUUCAUUAUGGAUGGAAAUCGUCGAUUCGCUCGGAAAGAAAACAUUGCCAAGGCCGAGGGACAUUCCAAGGGGUUCGAUAAACUGUCCGAGACGUUGCAAUGGUGUCAGGAUAUUGGGAUUCGGGAAGUAACGGUCUAUGCUUUCAGUAUAGAGAAUUUCAAACGAACCAAGGAAGAGGUGGACACGCUGAUGAAUUUAGCGAGAGAUAAAUUCAAGAAGUUGCUGGAAGAAAGAGACAAACUGCACGAACGAGGAAUAUGCAUAAGAAUCAUUGGAAACAUGAGUCUUCUACCGGUCGACAUUCAGAAAGUUAUGGCCGAAGCCGUGUUAUUAACGCAAAACAACACGGAAGCAUGUUUGAAUGUCGCAUUUUCCUACACCUCUCGAGACGAAAUCACACAUUCCAUUCGAACCGUUGCGGAAGGAGUACGGGACGGGCAGCUACAAGAGGACGACAUCGACGAGGAAGUCCUGACUAAAUGCAUGUAUACGAAGCACUGCUCCGACCCGGAUCUGCUGGUACGGACAUCCGGCGAGGUUAGACUGAGCGACUUCUUGCUGUGGCAAUCGAGCUCGACCGUUAUCUACUUUACGGAAACUCUGUGGCCAGAGUUCAACAUUUGGCAUCUGUUCGGGGCGGUGUUCUACUACCAAAGGUGCCACUGGCAAACGAGUGCAAUUAAGGAUGUGCUUCUGACGGAGGCGAAGGCAUCAGCUGACAGCGAUACCACUGCCAAGCGGGACGAACGGGUGCAGACAUUUUUGGAAGACGUCCAGCGUAAGGACCAGGAGCACUUGGUGAAGCUGACCAGUGCAAUGGCAUUAGAAUAAUAAAGGGA